AUGAUUUAAAUAAAAGAACAUCUACCCAAGGAAUGGUUUGAUUUUAUCGAAUAAAUCAAGAUUUUGAAUCCAAUUGAUGAAGAAAAAGUUAAAUAAUUUGUAAAAGUUCGAGUCAGCCAAUUUCCAUCUGACUAAUAAAUGAAAUAAUACUACGAAGAAGUUUUUUCAAAGUAUUUGCAUCUUCCUACUAUAUUUAGAUCGACUAAUGAUUCUAAUAGAAAGAAGUGGCAUCAACAAGACAAGAUUCUGCUUAUUUGGUGUAUGACAAAAUACUUGAUGUCUUAAAAUAGAUCUGACCUAAUUCCUGUAAUAGUUUUUAUUUAUUGUUAGAAUGAUAGAGAUUGGGAAUAUAUAUCAAAAAUACUAUGUGUAGAUAAGUAAUUGGUUGAAUUAAAAUGGAUAUCCUUACUUCAUUCCAAUCUAAAAAUCUCUCCUUGGACUAAAGAAGAAGAUUAGAUUUUGACAGAUAUUGCAAGGUAAGAUUUUUAUAUAUUUUAGUUAAUACUAUUCAAAAAAUAAUUGGACAGAACUAACCAUAAUGUUUAAUUAAUUGUCUUAGACUUAGAGAUAUCCUAAAUAAAUAAGAGAGAGAUGGAACAAUGUACUUAAUCCAAACAUCUCCAGAUCAACUUGGACAAAGGAAGAAAAAAUUAAACUCAUUCAACUAAUUUUAGAUUAUGGUAAAAAAUGGUCUAAAAUACAGAAUUAAAUGAAUGGUAGAAGUGAAAAUUAAAUCAAAAAUCAAUAUAAUGGAAUCAUUAGAAAUUUAAAACGAUUUAAUGUAAUUUUCUAUUUAUAUAUUUCAGGUUUAAGAAACUGAAGAGAGAUCCUUACUCAAAGCUAUAGUAUAGAAUCCAGAUUAAAAAUUAAGUUUGACAGUUACAUAAUUUAUGUCUGACUUCUUGGCCAAGAAAGAAGCUUAAAAAAGAAUUGAUACUCCAUUAUUAAAUACUAAGAUGGAAGGUUCCAAUUUGAAAAAACCUAAAGUAGAACUACUAUCUCUUGAUAAUGGAAUAAGUGCUACAAGUAACAUAAUCUAUUGAUUUUUUAGAUGUAUCCUAAAUUGAAAAAAUAAAAAUAACUCAGGAUACUUAGAACUAGAUUGCUUAAACAACAAACUUAUUUCAACAGUAAAAUAACCAUUUCUCUGUACCUUAAAUUUAACCAUAAUAAAUUUAUUAUGGAAACUAAUAUUGUAUGCCUAGUUUCCCUAAUACAUAUAUGAAUUAUGCUCCAACUAAUUAGAUAUAUCCAAAUUAUCAUUAAUUUCCUAUUAACUUAGGAUUUUAACAAUAAUUACAAAUUUACCCAGGAUACUUCUGAUUU
Paramecium pentaurelia is the source of this 1326-nucleotide messenger RNA. Lineage: Eukaryota; Ciliophora; Oligohymenophorea; Peniculida; Parameciidae. The record is from the annotation of a GenBank genome assembly.